GUCCCCCUUUGCGCUUUGGACUUCAAGUGUUUGCGUGAGAUCUGCAAGGCUUGUGGGUCUGUCCCAGAGUGACGUGGGUGACCUCACCGAAUAACUCACCCCACAGCUCCAUCAUUGAAGCCCGACUCGUGUCGCCGGUCCGGCCAGCAGCCGCGUGAUAAAGAGCCAGUCAAACAAUUCUCAAACCAGCCACCGCUCAACAUGACUCAGCCAGACCCAGCCUAUUCGGUGUCCACCACCGCUGCAGACUUUGACGCAGCCAUCGCAGCAAGCAAUCUGAGCUCUAUCGCCCCGACGGAUGCAGGUCUGGCCCAAGCCUACAGCACAAGUUCCGCUACUGGUGUAAAUCAAAAUUCGUCCCUCUUUUUGGACAGCCCUGACACAGACGCUCUCUUCAACGCGGACAAUUUGCUGCAGGCAGCCACCUUCCCCUCGACCGGUUACAGUUUGCCUGGCAUGUCCCUCCCCGUUCCCGACGCAGACAGCUUUGCCGAACCGUUCUUUGCCAAGUUUCUCACCGAAAGUGACAUCAACGCCGCUUUUCCUGCCAUCAACCCUACUAACCGCCCUGCCAGCAGUGCUGCCAUCGGUGCCUCGACUGACCUUCCUUUGCUACCAAACGCCUCAACGGCGUCCUUCCCGAUCAGCACCUCUCGCGCCGUCCUACCUGAGCUGCACCAGAGCUCGGCUCUCUCAGCAGCCUCAGGAGCGCCGCCUCUCCUCGGUGGAGCCGCUGACCUUGCCUCUCCAACACUCUUUGCUCACUUGAGCGACGAUGGUGUGGGACUUCGUGCCGACGCACUGAGCCAACUGUUGGACAGUGCUCCCGCUCGCCCCAUCACUCGACCUCCUUCGCACGGCCACACGACAGUGUCUGUUCCCUCAGGGCCGGUGAUCGCCCCGACAAGGCCGACUGCGCCAGCUCAGCUGUCACCCCCAGGACAAGCCUCUCACACACCAGAUACCGGUCGAGCGAGAACUGCACCCCCGGCCGGCCGCUCAACUGCGGCCCGCCCUGCCACCUCCAAUGUCGUCUCCGUGGCCGCAACCCCACACUCAAGCGAUACUCACGAAGACGAUGACGACCAUGCCGGUAGCACCAGCAACCCUAACAAAUCAGCCGCAGACCGCUACCGCAAGAAAAAACGCGAGGAAUUUGAGCGCUUGCAACAUGAUACAGAAGCCAUGAAGGCAGAGAACCUUGAGCUCAAAACGCGGCUGAGCAAGCUGCGCAAUGAAGCCGAGUUUCUGGCGAACAUGCUUCAGAGUGCCAUCCAAUAUUCGCCCAAUCGCUUGCAAGGCUUGUUGCACAUGCCUGCGAGAUAUGUAACGCAAGCCAUGCUCCCAGAAGGUCUCGAACUUUCCACCUUCCUCAGCAAGCGUGAGGUCAUCGCUGCCCUGCUAACCCAGAUUGAAGCGCCGGACGUGCUCACAUCCGAUUGA
Monosiga brevicollis MX1 is the source of this 1443-nucleotide messenger RNA. RefSeq lists its product as uncharacterized. Lineage: Eukaryota; Choanoflagellata; Craspedida; Salpingoecidae. Gene Ontology annotation, biological process: regulation of transcription by RNA polymerase II. The record is from RefSeq and is a predicted model, not a curated record. The coding region runs from base 202 to 1443 and encodes 413 amino acids. The transcript is spliced from 3 exons. Gene Ontology annotation, molecular function: DNA-binding transcription activator activity, RNA polymerase II-specific; RNA polymerase II transcription regulatory region sequence-specific DNA binding. Gene Ontology annotation, cellular component: nucleus.